Molecule: messenger RNA, 1043 nt
Organism: Mugil cephalus (flathead mullet)
Lineage: Eukaryota; Metazoa; Chordata; Actinopteri; Mugiliformes; Mugilidae
Product: methyltransferase-like protein 27
Exons: 5
Coding region: 30-692 (220 amino acids)
Source: RefSeq, a predicted model, not a curated record
UGUCAGACUGCAGGAAAACCGUGGAUGAUAUGAAGACCAUACUUCAAACCUGCAGAGGCUUCGAUAUACAAGCCUGGAUGAACUUCUACGACAGCUGGGCCGAGACGUACGAACAGGAUGUGGAAGUGUUGAGCUACAGAGCUCCACAACUGGCCGUAGAUUUCCUGGAUGCUAACUUCUGUGGGAUUCGUGAGGAGGUUCAGGUUCUGGAUGUUGCCUGUGGCUCAGGAUUGGUUGCUAAACUGAUGUCUGAAUUGGGAUUCAAACACUUUGUGGGAGUGGACGGCAGUAAAGGCAUGCUGGACCAAGCUGAAAAGAACGGCCUCUAUCGGGACCUCAAACUGGCUCUACUGGGACCAGAACCACUGCCUGCACAGAGGGGUGCGUUUGAUGUGGUGAUCCUGGUCGGUGCUCUAGAUGUUGAUUAUGCUCCAGUCAGUGUUGUCAGGGAGCUCUGCAGCGCCUCCAAACCAGGAGGUUUCAUCUGCAUGUCAAGAAAAAACCAUGUGGGAAAAAAGUCAGAAGAAUACAAGCAGGAUCUGGAGAGAGAACUGCAGCUGAUGGAGGAGGAAGGACUGUGGAGUCCAGUAGGAAUCAAACAGGAGGAAAGAUACAUGAUGGAUGUGACCGCACACUCUGAGGAGAAGUACGUCGGUGGGAAUGUUUAUCUCUACAAGAAAUCCGCUGAAUAACUCCCAUUUCUGAAAGUAUUGCAGCAUGCAACAGAAAGUUAAGGAAAAUCUUACACUGUUAAAGACCAUAUGGUUUUCUAUGUGAUUUUUGUAUAAAUGUGUUCAAAUGUUAAAAUAAUUUUUUUGCUCUACUCUUUGUUUCUGCAGUGCAUUGCAAGCAAAUUGUAAAUAUGAUAAUAAAAUAGAUCCCAUCCUGUAAAAGACAAAGUCCCUGAUUUGGGGGUAAUUACAUUCUAAAUACAGAGGUUUAAACAGAAAACAGAGCCUCCAGAUGGAAGGUGUAAAAUGUAAAAUGUUUUUUUUUUUUCUUCUUCAGUGUGUCAGAAUAUCAAUAAAUCACACAAAGUGCUG